Molecule: messenger RNA, 2365 nt
Organism: Culex pipiens pallens (northern house mosquito)
Lineage: Eukaryota; Metazoa; Arthropoda; Insecta; Diptera; Culicidae
Exons: 4
Coding region: 595-864 (89 amino acids)
Source: RefSeq, a predicted model, not a curated record
CGUGACAUACUUUAUGGAUGACGCCUUGGUGCUACAAGUGUUAAUGACCAAUCGAAUUUGCAAUCGAAAUGAAAAUUUGAUUUCAGCGAAAUAUUUGCAGUUUUACAAUUUUUAAAAAUAAUGACCAUGAGUGACCAUUUCGGAAAAUAUUUUUUUAUGUUCAGAAAAUUUGCUAUAAAAUUGUCUAAGAGACAUUGGAGAUUGGACCUCUGGUUACUAAGAUACAGCGGCUUAAAGAAAAAGAUUCCUGUAUCAAUAAUGGGUUCAAAGGCCAACCCAAACCCUCCAUUUCCUAAUGAGGAUAUCUCAGCAACUAAUGAUAUGAUUUUCAACGUUAAAAAAUGAAAUUUGGCGAUCUUUUCAAAAACAGUAUUUUUUUUAAAUCAAGACUAACAUUUCUAGAAGGCUAUACAUUAAAUAUUACGUCCGCUGAUUAAAAACAAAUUUUGUUCAAUUUAUCAGACAGAUUGAAAUCACACAAAAUAACAGGAAGUAAUCACUAAGUUCAAAAAAAUACUGUAAUUGAGCAAAGUUAUUAACGAUUACAAUUGUAUCAACACAACCACUGAAAAAUCUGUCCAGUCGGUUAUAAUCAUGGAAAUCGCACCAUUGGCAACGCUUUUGGUUGCACUAACACUCCUUUUUGAACAUGGAUUAUCAGGUCAAGUUAAUCCUUUUCAAGAAGACAACGUCAGCUCUUCCGAAACCACUCCAUCGUUCAGAGCCUUGCAGCUUAGUAAACCAAAGACGACCAUCCCAGCAAAAUCGAAACUGACUUCGAAGGCGAGCAACAGACCUAUCACAACCACCAAGCGAAUCGGACAAACCACCAAAUCAAUUAAGGUAAAGAAACUCACAUCGUAACUAUUUAUUUCCAAAUAAAAACUUAAUUUUGUUUCUAGAAUCAACAAUUGCGAAAAACAACUACAAAGGUUAGUAUCUCAUUUCCGCCAGAUUCAGCAUGUAAAAUUUUUAACCCGUUUCUUUUCCCAAACGAAGGAGGUAAGCAUCAUUCCUUUACUAUUGAGCAACAUUCACUGAACCAUUCAAGCACAACGGGUAAAAUUUUAAUUUCCUUGGGCAGUUAGUUCCGGAACAUAGGCAAUUACCAACAAACUCUUAUUGGGGCCCAGUGUCCGCUUCUGCUGAAGACAGCGAGGAUUAUGGCAAUUUGACUACGGCGGAGGUGCCAGACCUGUACGAUGACCUCACCUCAACUAGAACAACACUGAGUGUGACCGAAGUUCCGGACGCGUUCACCGUCGAGGACGUAACUCGGAAACGGUUGAAGCGUCGCAAGACGACCUCCAGACGUCGGCUGAAGCGAACGAGAACGACCACCAAGUGACAGAUUUAGUUUGAGGACAGAUCGGAAAAUCACAAAUCAAUCAGUUAUGUUCACGGGAAGGCAAUUGGAAAUAUUUUGUUAAGACCUUUCGACUGGAACAAAAUAAGUAAAUUUUCAAUACUUUUCAAAAUUUUUUUUUUCUUCAUAGAAGAAAAAUCUGUUGCAGAUAUUUGUCAAACUUUAAGUCACCCUCCCUUUCAAAAAUGUCUAAACAAUUAGAACAAUGCAAAAAAAAAACAAAGGUCUCAGCCUUCCUUCCUCGAUGUCCUCUCUAGCUCUAGCGAAGAAUCUCUCUGCCUCGAUGGUUCUUUGGAUUCCAUUUGUCAAUGUUGUCUUUUUCUCAUGGCUUGCAUAUACAUGGAUUCUUUGCGAAACAGAGAAUAGACGAAUGUUUGACACUUGUUUGUGCUUGAUUGCUGGACGUUGCUAUGAUUCUCUUGUAUAGCUGGGUAUCAUGAAAAAACCAUUAGUGGCUGAGAUAUCGAUACAUUAGAAAAAAGGUGGGUUGUUUGGGUGAGACUUAAGGAGCCAUUACACUACCGCCAAACAAACUCGCACUUUUUCGUGUUUGUCAGUUUGCGGCAAACUCGCAAACAAGACAAAAUGUAUGCAGGCCGACGUUUGUACAAACACAUCCACGCAAACCAACAAAGCAGGAAAACUGGCAAACUGUCAAAAAGUGCGAGUUUGUUUGUUUGUUUGCCGUAGUGUUGUAGCUCCUUUAGAAAACAUCAAUUUUCCUGUUUUUAAAUCUUUGCAUGGCAAUAUCUCAGAAACUAAAGGUCGUAUCAACCUUGGUAUCAACAAAGUUCAAAAAAGCAAAAUAUAGAGAAUUUUCUGAGCUUUUCAAACACAUUUUUUUUUCAAAAGUGGGCAAACAUGAGCACUUAUUUUAAAAAAAUGAAUAACUGCGACUAUUUUCAAAAAAGUAACCUAAAAAUGGCUAUAAAUUAAAAACGGUGCUCUUAAUCAAAAUUUCACUGAAGUACUUUUUGAUUGAAAUUUGAAAAAAAUUUG